Molecule: messenger RNA, 2675 nt
Organism: Somion occarium
Lineage: Eukaryota; Fungi; Basidiomycota; Agaricomycetes; Polyporales; Cerrenaceae
Source: the annotation of a GenBank genome assembly
GCGUCAAGCACUUGGCACAAACCAAAUACCCUUAUAUCUCUGCUCACCACCAACUUACACUGCGACCCUCAGAUACCAAUGUCAUGAGAACAAUUUCAUAUAACGGCACCGACAUUCUCGGUGAAAGCAGGAGAUGGUGGGAGCUCCAAGGCCAUCGAUAGUUUCAAGCAUUCUCUCUAGUCAACCACCAUGCCCAGCACAGAUAGCAAAUUCCCAAUCGACGUCUUGGGUAAGCUUAAGAAGUUGCAGCUCGACCCCUCCAAUCCGACAUUGACUAGCGAGCAAAAGGAGGCUCUUAAGAACAAUGUGCAGGUUAUGCGAGAUGCCAUCGUCCUAUUUACUGCUACCGGUGCUGCCCGCGGCGUGAGCGGACACACGGGCGGUGCCUACGAUACUGUGCCCGAAGUAAACAUGCUCUUAUCCUUGUUCAAUUACUCGGACAACUAUGUGCCUAUCUUAUUCGACGAAGCUGGUCACCGUGUCGCCACACAGUAUCUGGUUUCUGCCAUCGAAGGUCACAUUCCCUUCGAGCACCUUCUGCAUUACCGCGAGGCAAACUCCAAGCUCCCGGGUCAUCCUGAGCUCGGUCUCACGCCUGGUGUCAAGUUUUCGUCAGGACGUCUCGGCCACGUCUGGCCAUGGGUAAAUGGUGUUGCGCUUGCUAACCGCGACAAGAUUGUCUUCGUGUUGGGUUCCGAUGGUUCCCAGCAGGAGGGUAAUGACGCUGAGGCAGCUCGGCUCGCCGUUGCUCAGAAUUUGAACGUCAAGUUGAUCAUCGACGACAACGAUGUGACUAUCGCUGGUCAUCCCAGUCAAUACCUUAAGGGAUACGAUAUCGCGAAGACUCUUGCUGGUCAUGGCUUGAAGGUCAUUACCGUACAGGGCGAAGACUUCGAGUCGCUCUGGGCCGGUCUCUGCGAGGUCAUUGCCCAUAAGGGUCCCGCUGCAGUUGUCUGCAAGCGUCUCAUGGCCCCCGGUGUGGCCGACAUUGAAGGCUCAACUCAUGGUCACGAUGUUAUUCCCGUCAAGUCUGCAAUCAAAUACCUCACCUCUCGUGGAUACCCUGAAGCCAUGGCGGGCAACAUCCUCAAUAACAUUAAGCCAAACGCCGUUCCUUAUCUCUACAUCGGCUCAACCAAAGAAAUUGGUGCUACUCGUGUGGUGUUCGGCGAGUCUGUCAACCUGGUCCUAGACGGUUUGAGCAAGGAGGAGGCCGCGAAGAAGGUCAUGGUGAUUGACAGCGACUUGGAAGGGUCAACUGGCUUGAAGGUGAUCCACCAGAAGCAUCCCGAAGUGUUUAUUCCAUCCGGCAUCAUGGAGCGUGGAAACUUCAGCGCAGCAGCAGGCUUCGGCUUCGACAAAGACAAGUUUGGCGUGUUCUCCACUUUUUCGGCGUUCCUGGAAAUGGUCAUCUCUGAGAUCACGAUGGCGCGUCUCAACUUCUGCAACGUCCUUUGCCACUUCUCACACUCUGGUGUCGAUGAGAUGGCAGAUAACACCUGUCACUUCGGCCUCAACCAUUUCUUCGCUGACAACGGCCUGUUAGAUACGCAGACCUGGAUGUACUGGCCCGCAGAUGCUGCUCAGAUGACUGCGAUCGUAAAGCGUGUGUUCUUCGACCGGGGAAUACGGUUCAUCUUCUCGACUCGCUCUAAAGUCCCAUAUAUUCUGAAAGAGGACGGCAAGACGCGGUUCUUCGGCGAUGACUACGAGUUCGUCCCGGGCAAGGAUGAAGUCAUCGUGGAGGGCACUGCUGGAUACGUUGUUUCUUUCGGUGAUUCACUCUAUCGCUCGUGGGAUGCCGUUCUGCGAUGCAGACAAGAGGGCCUUGAUGUCGGAUUAGUCAACAAGCCCACUCUCAACCUCGUUGAUGAGCAGACUAUCAGGAAGGUCGGCUCCAGUCCAUUUGUCCUUGUUGUCGAGACCCUGAACCAAAAGACUGGCCUUGGCUCGAAGUUCGGUACUUGGUUGCUUGAGCGGCAAUUGACACCCAAGUACGGAUACAUGGGCACCAACAAGGAGGGCUGCGGAGGCUUGACGGAACAGAUUCCUUUCCAAGGCCUCGAUCCUCAGUCGAUCAUCCGGAAGAUCAGGCAGCUGUCGCAGUAAAAGAAGUAAUGAAGAAAUCGAAGCAGUUUGAAAGCACAGUGUACCAGUAUCCUCAACUCGGAAUAGACGUGCUCGGAAUGUACAGUAUAGGAUAAAACCAUGCAGAUACCACCUUGGCGACGGCGAAAAGUCGUUUACUGAACGCUAUAAACAUGCAGUAGAUGUUAUGCGGUCAUGGUAAGGACCCUCGCAGAGCUCCUGAGCCCUAAUAGUGAUAAGCCGAAGGGCCGAUUGACCUCGGGCAUAAGAGGAACCGGUGAGCAUCCUUAGCUCGUACUGCGGAUAUUGUUUCGGAUUGUGGAAGACGAGAAGUCGACUUGACAACGCAUAUAUGUCGUGGUUUGAACUCAAGAUUGAAGGUUGAAUAUAGCGUGGUCAGACUCGCUUAGUGUUAACUGCUAUGAGUCGGAUAUCUGCUGAAUGAUACGUUUCGAUGCUAUUGUGGUCGGCCAAGUAUUUCAUGGACUAGGUUGUUUUAUGUUUGCAUUUAAUCGGAUAUGACACAGGACUAGCUUCAGCUCUUUCUAUCCGAUAGAACACUGCACGUCCCCAAGGACUCUCUUAAC